Messenger RNA from Octopus bimaculoides (California two-spot octopus), 2286 nucleotides. RefSeq lists its product as uncharacterized. NCBI's taxonomy places the organism in Eukaryota, Metazoa, Mollusca, Cephalopoda, Octopoda, Octopodidae. The record is from RefSeq and is a predicted model, not a curated record. Gene Ontology annotation, molecular function: RNA polymerase II cis-regulatory region sequence-specific DNA binding; DNA-binding transcription activator activity, RNA polymerase II-specific. Gene Ontology annotation, cellular component: nucleus. Gene Ontology annotation, biological process: regulation of transcription by RNA polymerase II.
UCAGGAAAAUGGAUGUCUUUCAAUGAAAUUUAACAGAAGCACCUUUCAAACAGCAUAUAUUACGCUUAUGAAGAAAUUUGUGCGGAAAAUGACUUUGGAGAGACAUAAAAGAAUCAAUCAAAAAUCCAGGAAUUCGAUCAAAAUAUCUGCAACAAUAUCUUGCAAGAUAUUUAUUUAUAACUUCUCAACAUGAAGAAAGUCUAUGGCACAAGUUCUUCACGGAGGCAGCCAAGUUAUACCUUCCUCUCUCGAAUCAUUGCCGUCAAAUAAUUACCAACCAAGUCGAAGAAUAUCACAUCAUGUUGACGUAAAAGGAAUUUCUUCAUUCAGACGUGCCUCUGAUGUUUUUUAUCGACUUUCCUUGACUGAACGAAGACCAUAUAUUUAUAAGAAGCAUUCAGCAAUACAUCAAACUUUUUCUAUAAAUUAGAUCUUCAACAAAUGAUGGGGAAACAGUUCUUCUGCACAUUGUAUUUCACAGCAACAUUUUUUUUGUCUUCACAGUUUGGAAUGUAGAGGACAAUAUCAAUUAACAGAUUAAAUAACAUUGGAUAACUUUACAAAGGAUUUCACAGUUUACAUCUUCUAUUUUAGACAUUAAUUAAGAUCACAAGUGAAAGAAACAUAACGUUAAAUUAUUCUCUGAAAAUAGUGACACAACUAAAUACAAACAUCCAUAGAAUUUGAAAAAACACUAUCAUUUUGGUAUUUAUGACAAAUUAUUCUCUCAUAAUGAAUAAUUUAACUGAACCAAAAGACCCUGAUACAGGAGAGAAGCCAUAUCAUUGUGAUAUCUGUGGUAAGUCAUUCAAUAAAGAAAGAGUCUUAACUAAACACAAAUACAUUCAUACAAGAGAAAAGCCAUAUCACUGUGAUAUCUGUGGUAAACCAUUCUUUCAAAAUGGUAAUUUAACUAUUCACAAACGUAUUCAUACUGGGGAAAAACCAUACCACUGUGAUAUCUGUGGUAAAUCAUUUUCUGAAAGUGGCACUUUAACUCGUCACAAACGUAUUCAUACUGGGGAAAAACCAUAUCAAUGUGAUAUCUGUGGUAAAUCAUUUAUUCAAAGUGGUGACUUGCCUAAACACAAACGUACACAUACAGGUGAGAAGCCAUUUUAUUGUGAUAUCUGUGGUAGAUCAUUCUCUGGAAGUGGUGAUGUGACAAAACACAAACGUAUUCAUACAGGAGAGAAGCCAUAUCAUUGUGAUAUCUGUGGUAAAUCAUUCUCUAUGAGUGUUGCCUUAACUGAACACAGGCGUACACAUAAAGAAGAGAAGCCAUAUCAUUGUGAUAUUUGUGGGAAAUCAUUCUCUCAAAGUGGUGCCAGGACUAUACACAAACGUACACAUCCAGGAGAGAAGCCAUAUCAUUGUGACAUUUGUGGUAAAUCAUUCUCUCAAAGUUAUACCUUGAGAAGACACGAACUUACACAUACAGGAGAGAAGCCAUAUCAUUGUGAUAUUUGUGGUAAAUCAUACUCUUCAAGUAGUCAUUUGACUUGUCACAGACGUACACACACAGGAGAGAAGCCAUAUCAUUGUGAUAUCUGUGGUAAAUCAUGCUCUCAAAGAAGUGACUUAACUGAACACAAACGUACACACACAGGAGAGAAGCCAUAUCAUUGUGAUAUCUGUGGUAAAUCAUUCUCUUAUAAUAGUCAGUUGCCUAUUCACAAACGUCUUCAUACAGGAGAGAAGCCAUAUCAUUGUGAUAUCUGUGGUAAAUCAUUCCUUCAAAAUAGUGGCUUAACUAGACACAAACUUAUGCAUACAGGAGAGAAGCCAUAUUAUUGUGAUAUCUGUGGUAAAUCAUUCUCUGAAAGUAGUAACUUAAGUAAACACGAACGUACACACACAGGAGAGAAGCCAUAUCAUUGUGAUAUCUGUGGUAACUCAUACUCUACACAUGGUCAGUUGACUAUUCACGAACGUGUUCAUCCAGGAGAGAAGCCAUAUCAGUGUGAUAUCUGUGGUAAAUCAUUCGCUCAAAAAGGUCACUUAAAUAGACAUUUGACUAUUCAUACAGGUGUAACAGAAUCAAUAUAAAAAUUUAUUACAACAUAGCAACAAUUAUGAAUAUUUUGUCUGCUAAAAGACAGGCUUUAUUUCAUGAACGUCAACAUGAAAUUCAUGAAUAUCAACUUUAGUAUCAUGUAUAUAUCCAAAUAUAUCAACACAGCAAUGACUUGGAUUUUUGAAGAGGAUUGUGCUGGACUUUUGAGGAAUUUGUUGGGAGAGAAGAAAAGAAUGGGAAUAAUGAAUAAAAAUUUUAAGUGACAUUGA